AUGACGGCUUCUCCAGGCAUGCGGGCGAAUAGAAUUGUACUGCACAUCCUUCUUGUGGUGCUAUCUCUGGAUAUCUGUCAGGUUUAUGGAAAUGUGACUAUGAACUGUACUGUUGAACUUCGUGUUACAAGAGGUGACAAAUAUGAGGGAAAACCUGGGGACUCCCUCAGUAUAAAGUGUCCAGUAAAGUACUGCACAGAAAAGCCGGCCAUGAACUGGUGCAAGAUAGAGGGGACGGACUGCUUACGUCUGGAAGAUGAGCCAACCACAUACAUAACCUGGAAAGAAGGGAAUGUGUUUGUUCUGAACUUUGCACCUCUUCAUCGGAACAACAGUGGAUUCUAUCAUUGUCAAGCUACUUUGGGCAGAUUAAGGAGUCAGAGCCAUAGAGUAGUAGUUAUUGUUCAAGAAGUGACUCCAAAUGCCCCCACAAAUCCACCAUCAAAGGAAUUUGCAGGUGCCACUAAUGUCACAGAAGCUCCUCAAGGACCUAGCAACAACAAUAAGAAGUGGAUUAUUUAUGCCCUACCAUCUCUGGGGGCAUUGUGUCUCCUCAUCCUUAUCUGCUUAUGCCUGUUGUGUUGUCUGCGGUGGCACCAAGUGAAACCCAAGACAACCCCAGUAACCUCACAGAAGGAAAUGAACACGGUCAGCAGAUCUACAUGUGCUCCAUACCACACCGAUAGGACCACGCAUGCCCCCAAUGAAGGAUCUACACUUUACUAUUGCUCCAUGGCUAGCCUGCAGCAGCCAUUGGAUGACAGCACAAUUUAUGAUAAUCAUGUCCCUCACUGGAAUGGUAGCAGGGCAGCAACUGACAACGCCUGUGACAGCGCAGCUGUUGAUUCCUACCAGCCCUCAUCUGAGAGCGAAGAUGUCCUUGUUUAUGCUUCACUAAACCAUUCUAGUAUUCUAGAUAAGCUCCCGAGAAAGGAGCAGGAUGUGGAAAUUGAACUUACAGAAUACGCCACUGUUUGUGUGAAGAAAUAG
This is a messenger RNA of Terrapene triunguis (Three-toed box turtle), 990 nucleotides long. It is a transcript of the gene BTLA, whose product is annotated as B and T lymphocyte associated. Gene Ontology annotation, biological process: immune response-regulating cell surface receptor signaling pathway. NCBI's taxonomy places the organism in Eukaryota, Metazoa, Chordata, Testudines, Emydidae. The transcript is spliced from 6 exons. Gene Ontology annotation, cellular component: plasma membrane. The record is from RefSeq and is a predicted model, not a curated record. Gene Ontology annotation, molecular function: signaling receptor activity. Bases 1 to 990 code for a protein of 329 amino acids.